CAAAAACAAGGGGCGUGACCUGAUAUCAUGUGUCAUGUGAGUCUACAUGCAUGUGACUAUGUUACUAGGCAAACUAAAUGGACGUGCAGUCUCGUGAUAGAUCAAAUGUUUCGGAAAUGCAGGACAGUAUCAUCUCACCAGAAGAAGAGGAAGAUGUAAUAACAUGUGGUGAUGCCAUUGAAGCAUGUGGAUUCGGAAAGUUUCAAAUUGGGCUCUCUAUCUUUGCUGGACUUCUCUGGAUGGUUGAUGCAAUGGAAAUCAUGGUUUUGGCAAUAUUGGCUCCUACUGUUCGCUGUACUUUUCAUCUGACGUCAUUGCAGGAGGGCCUCUUUGGAACAAUGGUGUUUGGUGGUAUGGCAAUUGGUGCGGGGUUGUGGGGCAAGUUUAUGGACAUGUAUGGCAGAAAGAAAGGAAUUUUUGUUUUUUGUGUAUUUGUUGCUGUUACAUCAUUGGCCAGUGCAUUUGCACCGAACUAUGUGUCUCUGGUUGUGCUACGUACAGCUGUUGGCUUUGGUAUAUCAGGUGGAGCACAAGCUGUAACGUUCUACCUUGAAUUUCUUCCUGCCAAAAGUCGUGCCUACUGCCUUGUGUUUCUGGAGUUAUUUUUCUGCUGUGGAACAUUCCUCGAAGUUCUUCUGGCAAUGAUUCUCAUGGGUCACUUUAAGCUAAGCUGGCAUUGGCUGUUGGGAUUCUCCGCUGUCCCAAUGUUUAUUGACCUCCUGGCCUUUGUGCUUGUACCUGAGAGUGCACACUAUCAUAUGGCAUGCAAUGAAACUGACAAGGCAAUGGAGGUUCUCAAACGUGUUGCAAGAAUAAACAACAAGGAAUUACCGAGAGGACGUCUGGUGUCUCAAUCUGAGAAAGCAAGGAUUCAAGAGAAAGCAAGGAUUCAAGUGAAUGCAAAGACACCAAAAAUAUUGGGAAAAGGGGAGAAACAGUUGCAAUUGUCACUAAACACUUCAGGAAAUGUUGAAGAAUGGGAAGAUCCUGUUAUGCCGGAGACAAAUCCUCUAAUUGGGCCACAAAAGCAGAAAUCGGACAGUCAUGGAAUUGGCCGAGGUCAUGUUACUGAGCUUUUCUCUACUCGCUUGCGAGGAAUGACAACACUGUUGCUGUGGAUUAUAUGGUUUGGAGCUGCAUUUAGUUACUAUGGCAUUGUCCUUUUUACAACGGAAAUGUUGACCAUCAUUCAGCAACGAGAGAACAAUUCAGAUAUAGUUCCAUGUAUUUCAUCUGCACAUUCACAUUCAAGCUCUGCAAAUUCAACAUGUCAACUGCUUAAUAUAGCUGAUUACGAACAACUGUUGUGGACAACUGCUGCUGAAUUUCCAGGAGUGAUACUAACUGUCUUGAUCAUCGAGCGAAUAGGCAGGAAAAGAACAAUGAUUGUGGAGUUUCUGUUGGCAGUUUCUUGCUUUUUUCUUAUGUACAUUUGCCCCAUUCACAGGACUGUUUUAUUGCUGUUCAUUUUUGGAGCUAGAGGUGCUCUAACUGGAGCAUUCCAAACAGCUAUUGUAUACACACCAGAGUUUUACCCUACAAACAUAAGAGCUCUUGGUACAGGGAUUUGUAAUAGUAUCUCUCGAGUUGGAGCUAUGGUGACACCCUUCGUGGCCGAAGUUUUACUGAGGGCAAGUGUUCGAGGAGGUGAAGGAUCGUAUGCUGCUGCAUGUCUCAUCUGUACUGUGUGCGCACUUUUGCUACCUGUUGAAACAAAAGGAAGAGAACUGGAUGAUGCAUCAGACAAAAGACUUCCUGCAGAGUCGAAAACAGCAGAAGUUGAAAGUUGAAUUGAGCAAAAAAUAACGAUGUUGUCUAAGUUUUGGCAAAUUAUAUUUUAUUCGCACAUAUUCUGCUUGCACAUCAAGAAUAAUCAUAACGAUAUAUUCUGAAAAAAAUUAAUACUCAAUGGUGCCAGAAUUUACACAAUAUUAUAAAGUGCUAUAAUAGGUGUCAAUG
Corticium candelabrum is the source of this 1959-nucleotide messenger RNA. Its product is annotated as synaptic vesicle 2-related protein-like. Bases 78 to 1790 code for a protein of 570 amino acids. The transcript has 15 exons. Gene Ontology annotation, cellular component: membrane. Gene Ontology annotation, biological process: transmembrane transport. Gene Ontology annotation, molecular function: transmembrane transporter activity. NCBI's taxonomy places the organism in Eukaryota, Metazoa, Porifera, Homoscleromorpha, Homosclerophorida, Plakinidae. The record is from RefSeq and is a predicted model, not a curated record.